UGAGAAUUUUAGCUUUCUAAAGACUUGGGUUUUUAUGAAUUUUUUUUUAUUUGAUUUGGAAUUUCUGUUAUUUGAUUAUUUGGGUUUUAUUUUAUAUUUGUUUGUUUGGUUUGAAAAUUGAAAUUUCUGCUAUUAGAUUAUUUGGGUUUUUUUAAUUUUUGUAAAUGUUGGUUUUGGUUUGGUGAGAAGAUGCAACGACGGUAAAAAAAAUUUAGCCUUUUUUUUUUUUUUUUUCUCUCUUGGGUGGGUUUGAGCGUUUGUAUCUGCUGAAAUCAAGGAGAGAAUAUUGUGGGAGUAGUGAGAAUAGCUCAAAGUUUUCUAUAAAUAGGGAAAGACGGGUUUUUUGGAUGAAAAGAGGAAGUGGGUCUUGUUCUUUUUGGGUUGUUUUGAUCGUUGAUAGAGGAAUUUGGUUUUUUUCCUUUCGGUUUUGUGGUUGUUGAUUGUGGGAGAGAUGUGUAUGCAAUCAGUGGUACUGAUGAAAGAUGUUAGAUUUUAAUGCUUCUUUGAUUGGGAUUCUUUUGUCUAUGAUUUUCAUUUGUUUCGGUGUGGGUUUGAUAUCCUAAGUACUAGAGUUUGAAUGAGAAGAAAUAAAGAAGCUGCCUUUGUCAGACAGAUUCCCAUUUUCAUCUUACUCAUUGAUAUAGCAAUUUUCGCAUGGAUGAAUACACUGGUAAAAGAGCUGCUGGUGGUCUCAGCGUUGCUAGAAGGGGGCCUGCCCUCUCUUUUAGAGAUUCAAACCACGAGGAUAGAACUGUUCAGUACUGUAACCGAAUAGGAUGCAGCACCAGACUAAAUUCCAUGAAAGGUGCUCAAGUGGGUAACCCUGAAAGGACCAGAUAUUCAAGGCAUUCAUUUCGUUCAUCGUGCAGCAAGGCCAAUAUUGGAAGCUCAUCCAAACCAUUUGCUGGCGUUAGCGGCGACCUUAGAAAGCCUCAUCAGGAGCAACAAAACGCAACAGCCAAAGAAACGGUUCUCGCUGAAAGCAGCAGCAGAGACAGUGAGGCAGAAGAUUCCGAAUCCAUUCCGCUUCCCGCAGCUACUGGAAUUCAAACAGGGCAGCCUGAACCUGAAGAUGCCAAAGAUGCAGUUCCCCAUGGAAUUUCUGUAAAUACAGCGGAGGAAGUGGGUCUCUACACUGUAUCAUCAUCAAAUACAAGGCCUCGGAGGCAGGUCUAUCAACGGUCAGGAUCAGGCACUCAGGAUAUUCCUUUGGGUCUCUCUGUCCGUCGUUCUUUCUCAUCCAGACACACCAUACAGGCUGCAAAAUCCACCCUUGAAAGCCAGGGUGCUGACGUGAAUAGAUACGGUCUCAGAAAUCUUGGCUGCGCAUCAAUAUCUGAUGUUCUUCCUUCAGGUUGCUCAUCAGAUUCUGGACGUGGUAGGCGGGCAGAUGCUACAAAAAAGAGAUGCCCUCCUGAUGGAGAGAGUUCUUCAGCUAGAGGAAAGAGCAUGAGUGGGCCUACUGCCGGGGGAAGUUCGAGUUCGCAGAGAAGUGGUCUCACCAGCUCAAAUAUUUCUUUUAUUGACCGUUCGGUGUCCCAACCUGCUUCGAGAAGGGCUAGAAAUUGGUCGCCAGGCAGUAGUAGUGUUGCCUCAGUUAGAACACAUAGGACGAUUAGUGGAGACACCAGAUCAAGGCUUUCCGAGGCUGUCAUUGCAAAUGGUCUACCAAUACCUGAGCCCAUUGUGAUUCCUCAAUUGCUCCCACAGACGGAAUUUUCAAACAGUGAAUCUGCUCCAGGCAGUUCAUCACGGUCGAUCCCGACAGAACCUCCCUCUAUUUGUGAGAUCUCUUAUGGACAACCAAGUUCUAGCAGUGGGACAUUGCGGGUUAGGCCAAUCAUUCGUUCUGAAGAUAGCAACACACGCCCAUUUCACAGUCUCUCGGUUGAUCGAGAUGGCUUCCGACGUUUUCACAUGGAAGGAAUAGCAGAGGUGUUAUUGGCACUAGAGAGGAUAGAACAAGAUGAAGAGUUAACCUAUGAGCAAUUAAUGGUACUGGAGUCGAACUUGUUCUUGGGUGGCCUUAGCUUUCACGAUCAGCAUAGAGAUAUGAGAUUGGAUAUUGAUCAUAUGUCAUACGAGGAAUUGUUAGCACUGGAGGAGAAAAUGGGCACCGUCAGCACAGCCCUGACCGAAGAAGCACUGUCUAGCUGUCUAAAGAGAAGCUGCUAUGUGCCUCCUGCUCCUACCCUCUCUGGGAUUGUGGGCCAUGGAAAUGAUGAUAUCAAGUGCAGUAUUUGUCAGGAAGAGUACGUGGCGGAAGAUGAGGUGGGCAAGCUGGGGUGCGAACAUGGAUACCACAUGGUCUGCAUUCAUCAGUGGCUUCGGCAGAAGAACUGGUGUCCGAUCUGCAAAGCUCCGGCAUCACCCCCUUCUUAAACCAACGGCUGGUGGAGCCUGGCAUAUUCUGUACAAAUCAUGUCCACAAUGGCGGCAUGUGUUCUCUCUCCCUCGCGUCUCUUUGUACAUAGCAUAACGUUGUUCUUCUUCGCAUAUGAAAUAAACCACAACCACAGCUGUAAGAACCUUUGUAAUGCUUUGUUCUUAUUUCAAACAGUGGAAAAACACAAUUUUACAUUUGAAGAUCCUUCAAUGAAAUGAAUUCUUCAUAAAA
Molecule: messenger RNA, 2617 nt
Organism: Magnolia sinica
Lineage: Eukaryota; Viridiplantae; Streptophyta; Magnoliopsida; Magnoliales; Magnoliaceae
Exons: 6
Coding region: 655-2382 (575 amino acids)
Molecular function (GO): ubiquitin protein ligase activity
Source: RefSeq, a predicted model, not a curated record